AUGGACCCCAAUUGGGAAAAGAAAGAGAGGCAGGCCAAAGAACACCUGGCGAAGGACGGUGAUGAUGGAGCUGAAGGAGAUGGGUCUUUCCUGGGACGAAGCACAGGCCAAAGCACGAGACAGGGUUCAGCCUUAUGCCCCAACCGGGACAAAGAGGAUAAGUAA
Xyrichtys novacula (pearly razorfish) is the source of this 165-nucleotide messenger RNA. The record is from the annotation of a GenBank genome assembly. Lineage: Eukaryota; Metazoa; Chordata; Actinopteri; Labriformes; Labridae.